AUGGCGCUGAGUAUUCGUAAAGCGAUCGGGGUGGUCAAGGACCAGACGAGCAUCAGCAUAGCGAAGGUAGCGAGCAACAUGGCUCCAGAUCUGGAAGUCGCGAUCGUCAAAGCCACGAGCCACGACGACGAUCAGUCAACCGAGAAGUACAUCCGGGAGAUCCUGAGCCUAACAUCACUCUCCCGCGGCUACGUCCACGCCUGCGUCACCUCCGUCUCACGCCGCCUCGGGAAAACGCGCGAUUGGAUCGUCGCCCUCAAGGCCCUGAUGCUCGUCCACCGUCUCCUCAACGAAGGGGACCCGCUCUUCCAGGAAGAGAUCCUCUACGCCACUAGACGAGGUACGCGGAUUCUCAACAUGUCUGAUUUCCGCGACGAGGCUCAUUCUAGCUCCUGGGAUCACUCUGCUUUCGUUAGAACGUAUGCUAGUUACUUGGAUCAGAGGCUCGAAUUGGCUCUCUACGAGAGGAAAGGGAGAAACGGCGGUGGUAGUAGUCAUCAAAGCAACGGAGACGAUGGUUACGGUGGUCGGUCUAGGGACGAUUUCCGAUCUCCGCCGCCUCCGAGAACUUACGAUUACGAGAAUGGUAAUGGUAAUGGUUAUGGUAUGCCUAAGAGGUCUCGGUCUUUUGGAGAUAUGAGUGAGAUCGGAGGAGGAAGAGAGGAGAAGAAAGCGAUUACUCCUCUAAGAGAAAUGACACCUGAGAGGAUUUUCGGAAAGAUGGGUCACUUGCAGAGGCUGCUUGAUCGGUUUCUAUCCUCUCGACCUACCGGUUUAGCAAAGAGCAGCCGGAUGAUUUUGGUCGCAAUGUACCCAAUAGUGAAAGAAAGUUUCAGGCUUUACGCCGAUAUCUGCGAGGUCUUGGCUGUUUUGCUUGACAAGUUUUUCGAGAUGGAGUAUACUGAUUGUGUUAAAGCCUUUGAUGCUUACGCUAGUGCGGCCAAACAGAUCGAUGAGCUCAUUGCUUUUUACCAUUGGUGCAAGGACACUGGCGUGGCGAGAUCUUCAGAGUACCCUGAGGUUCAGAGGAUCACUAGCAAACUGUUGGAGACGCUAGAGGAGUUUGUGAGAGACAGAGCUAAAAGGGCUAAAAGUCCUGAACGGAAAGAGAUUGAAGCUCCUCCUCCUCCUGCUCCUCCUGUGGAAGAGCCAGCGGUUGAUAUGAAUGAGAUCAAAGCCCUUCCUCCUCCAGAGAAUUACACUCCUCCACCUCCACCCGUACCAGAGCCGAAACCUCAGCAGCCGCAAGUAACAGAUGAUCUAGUUAACCUGAGGGAAGAUAACGUCACUGCCGAUGACCAAGGGAACAAGUUUGCUCUCGCGCUUUUCGCUGCUCCUGCUAGUGGUAACGGAAAAUGGGAAGCUUUCUCUUCUGAUAACGAGGUGACAUCUGCGUGGCAGAAUCCAGCAGCAGAGCCAGGGAAGGCGGAUUGGGAACUUGCGUUGGUCGAGACAGCUAGUAACCUAGAGAACCAGAAAUCCGCAAUGGGCGGUGGUUUAGACCCGUUGCUACUCAACGGGAUGUACGAUCAAGGAGCGGUGAGACAACACGUGAGCACCUCGGAGCUAACCGGUGGAAGCUCGAGCAGCGUGGCGCUUCCUUUGCCUGGUAAAGCCAACAACGGUGUAUUAGCACUCCCUGCACCAGAUGGAACCGUUCAGAGAGUGAACCAAGACCCAUUUGCGGCGUCGCUAACCAUACCGCCUCCUUCUUAUGUGCAAAUGGCUGAGAUGGACAAGAAGCAAUAUCUGUUGACUCAGGAGCAGCAGUUGUGGCAGCAAUAUCAGCAAGAAGGAAUGAGAGGUCAAGCUAGUUUGGCUAAGAUGAAUACAGCCCCAACCGGAAUGCCUUAUGGGAUGCCGCCGGUUAACGGGAUGGGACCUCCGCCGAUGGGGUAUUAUUACAAUAACCCUUACUGA
Messenger RNA from Microthlaspi erraticum, 1920 nucleotides. Lineage: Eukaryota; Viridiplantae; Streptophyta; Magnoliopsida; Brassicales; Brassicaceae. The record is from the annotation of a GenBank genome assembly.